Pangasianodon hypophthalmus (striped catfish) is the source of this 5607-nucleotide messenger RNA. RefSeq names its product neurotrophin-3. Bases 824 to 2164 code for a protein of 446 amino acids. The record is from RefSeq and is a predicted model, not a curated record. NCBI's taxonomy places the organism in Eukaryota, Metazoa, Chordata, Actinopteri, Siluriformes, Pangasiidae. Gene Ontology annotation, molecular function: growth factor activity; nerve growth factor receptor binding. The transcript is spliced from 2 exons. Gene Ontology annotation, biological process: memory; neuron projection morphogenesis; positive regulation of peptidyl-serine phosphorylation.
GACAACAAACAUGUCUUGGCCAAUGCCAUAUCUGAGGUAAAGUCUCUUUAAGUGUGUGUUUCCUCCCCAGAAGCUGAAGGCUUGGUGUUAAUAAGGUAAUCAGACAAACAGAAACUAGCUAGCUAGGUUCAGAAGGAAACCUCUUCACGUUUCAAGACUUUUUCUUCAAUGAGUUGAAAUGUUGGCUGAUUACACCCACAGGCAGCAGAUGUUGUUCCUCCGUUUUCCCUCUCAUGUAUUUCUUGUCUUCUUCUUUUUCAUCCCCCCUCCUCUUGAAACCAGCCCCCUUUUGGAUCUUGUCCUAUAUGAAAGCUUCACAAAUCCCUCACCUUUCCGUACGGACACUCGUGGGAGACUCCUGAGAGAAAUCUCUUAUUCAUAUUUUGAUCGAAAAUCGGUUGUUUUCAGUCAGAUUUUCGUUCGUAAUUAGUGUCUGAACGGAUUUUCUACUUUAAAAAGCGCGAAGAAGUUGCUGCAAGUGGUAGCAGUAAGCUAUCGUUGGGCGAGCCGUUAACGUCGCGCGCACGGACUGCGCGAGGCGAGCGGCGCGAGAUGUCUCACGAGCUGUCCUGUCUGAGGAAUUUAAAAGUUUAAACUCGGAUUAUUAACGGAAUCUAACGGAAUCUGUGUGGACUUUCGUCAAAAUGAACCGACAGCAUGGACGGAUAUUUUAAGAUUAAAAAGAAAAGAUCCAGAUUCUUGAGGUGAUCUUCAUUUUGACGGUUUCUUCAGAGUGGAAACUUGCUCGUGGGAAUCAAUGCGGUUUCAGUCGAAAGGACGUGCGGUCCGAAACUCACCUAAACGUUGAUACGUCUUGGGAGUGAUGCACUGGCUUCCCCUGGUUGCCAUGGUGAUUGCCUCGGCCCUGUUCUUCCCUCAUUGUCCCAGUGUGCCCAGGCUUGUUGCUGCGACAAUGGAGCCUGGCAACAACUUCAGCACCAGAUCACUGGUAAAUCCAAUCUCUAAAUCCACCGAUUCUCAUACGGAAUACAUGUCAAGUGAUAAAAAAGCAGCGGAAAAAUUACCUCAUAGGACAGCAGAUACCCACAUUCAAACUGAUCUGACGGUUACCAGCACAUCUUCAUUUAUGAAUGAGGACUUUUUCCCUGAAAGGAAUCAAUACAAGAAGGCAAAGCCAGACAGGAUGGACCUUGGGUUGCAAACUUCAAGCAAACUUCAAAAACGCCACAAUUCCCAGGAGAACCACAUACUUAGGGACUACACAUCAACAGAUGGUCAGUUUCAGGAGGAUAGCAAGCUAGAAACCCAUAUUGAAGGAGAUGGGACUAAAGACAAUGGGCUGAAUAGGAAAAACGAGGAGGUGUCAAUGGAAAGAUUGACUUUCAAAGAGUGGCCAAGGGACCUGCACUCUGCAGAUCGGUCUACAAGCAAGGAGGAUCUGAGGGAUGUGGGCAGAGAGGGAUCGAGGGGAAACCCAUUGCCCACGAUGCCCGCAGUGCCCCCUGAGGGCUUGGGAUUGGGCCUAGAUGGACUCCUGCAGGUGGAUGAUGAACUUUUGCUGCUGGACACAAACCCUCGAGUGCUGUUCUCCACUUCCCCUUCGCCUCCCAAACAUCCUCCUUUGCAGAUAAUGCUGGAAUUGGGGCUCAUGCCCGAGCAACAGGAAGAACAUGAAAUGGAUGACAAGGAGUUAAAGUUGGAGAAGGGCGAAGAUGGAGAAUCCUACAGGAACCUCCUGCUGGAUUUAUCAGACUCAUCAGAGCAUGCGACCCCAUCCCCACGCCGUAGAAAGCGCCAACUCGCACACACAGGUAUUGAGCGCUCGGUUUGUGAGUCUACAAGCGGCUGGGUGAUGGACCGACGAACGGCGAUUGACGUGCACAUGCAAAAUGUCACUGUACUGGACAAAUUUCCAACCAAGAAAGGCAUGAUGACGCAGUACUUCUACGAGACACGAUGCCGUGGGCCAGAUCACCGUGGAGUGCAAGCGGGGGAGCAUGGACUGGCUGGAGCUGGCUGUCUUGGCGUGGAUAAGCGUCACUGGGUGAGCGAGUGUCAGACCAAGCAGUCUUAUGUGAGAGCAUUUACAUCAGACAACACCAGGGGGACAGGAUGGCGGUGGAUCCGCAUCGACACAUCUUGCGUCUGCGUGUUGUACUCGAGGACACAAAAAAACCGAACCACACGUCAGGGGACGAGAUGAGUGUGAGAUGGGGAAAAUUAAGGGACAUACACUCACCUGGUUAUGGUCUUGUUAUCAGGUAAAAAUUGCCUUAUAGUGCCAUUACAACAACUGCAGCCCAUCACAUCUACCCCACCCAUCACUGCAUAGGGAUCACCAUAAGAGCAGAUAUUUGGGAGAUUUUUGGGUUUAUUCUCAGUACAGCAGUCACACUGACAUGGUAGUGUGUGGUGCAGGUACGAGUAGAUAAGCUGCAGCAGUGUUGUUGUUGUUGUUGUUGUUAUUGUUAGGGGUUUAAACACCUCAUAGUCGCUGCUGGGAUGAAAAAGUGUCCAUUAACCAAAAAUCUCAAACCACUGUUUUAGUAAACUAAAACUGAUAAAAGAUAGAGAACAAUAACACACACUGUACAUGGAAUGUGUGGGCUUUAGUCUUUAACUGUACUACACCUAUAUGGUGACCAGCAAAAUAAGUGUGUGUAAUAAAGUGCAUUAUGUGUACGUGUUUAAAACCCCCAAUGACCCUCACACCACACACACUACUAUGCCAUUGUACAUGGUAAGCAACAGGCUUACCUCCAAAGGGCAGCUUUGUGGUGGAUUUGUACCUAAAGCUGCAUUCACACUGGCAGCCAUUUUGCACUGUUGCUGAAAUCGCUCUAUGCUGGUCUUUAGUUUACUGCAUUUUGUCAUGGUUUCACUGGUAGCCCCGAGGUAGUGUAAUAUUGAUACAUGCUAGCUACAGGAAAUAUAUAAAACAAGUGUCUUCCUACUAAAAAUGAAAUUCUGGAGGGAGAUCACUGCAUAAAAUACAUCCAUGCGCUGCAUCACAGAAUGAAUCUAAAACGUUUUGCUCGUUAUUAUAUCUGCUGCCUAUUUUAAAAGAUUAAAAGGCUUGAUGUAUCAAAUUAAAAUGGGGAAAACACUGGCGAUGUUAAGUUUUGGAUAAAUCAGAGUCUCACUGACCAUCUGCUCAGGAGCUUCAAGCAGGAUUGAACCAAAAAACAUGGAUAAUAUUUUUAUAUAGUCUAUAGUCUGGGUUAAAAUAUUUGGUAGUCCCCAAAUGGCUUUGGUUCUCAUUUGCAUAAAGAUAAACUUUGUUGUAUCACUUGCCCUGACCAUAUUGCACUAUUAACAGUUGCGCAUGCCCCUGUCCCAGCCACUUUGUCACAUUGCGUUGCGUCGCUGCCAGUGUGAGCGCAGAGCAAAUCAUGGCCAGUGAGUGUAUAUGAACAGUAGGGUCCGAGAAUGAGUCCACUACCAAGAGCUCCCCCCUCCCUUUUUUUCACACCUUUGCUCAUUUGCAGCAGUAAAAGUGUGUUCUUAUGGACAUUUUGGCAUUUGUCAGAUGAUUGUUCAUCACAGGGCACAGAUCAUAUGAUCAAGAAACUGGGAAACUGUUCAACUCUGAUCUUACGAUCAAGCUACUUAGCUAAGGUUAGCAAGAAACAUAAACUUCCUAUGGUUAAUUUCUUUUAAUAUAAUAAUGCUUAGUUCAAAUAUUUCAGUAAAAAUAAUGAGCUUCAUGUCGUGAGGUUCUGAAAUUAAUUAACUGUCUUUCCACUUGGACAUCAUGGUGCUUUCCAUCAAGCUCGUUUUUUGUGAAUUUUAGAAAUAUUUUCAGAACUAUAUCAAGAUAUAUCUAGUGAAACUCAUGCACUGUAUGAACAGAUGAAGAAAUGAACAUUUUUCUUGAUUUAAUUAACAAAACCAACAUCAAAAGUCACCACGACUCUUACAAGGGAUAAAGGCAGAGAGAAAAAACACAUUUUACCACAAAAAUUAGCAUAUGCCAGUGGACAAGGUGUCUAAAUUUUUUUCAGAUGUGUGCCAAGCAACAGUAAGAAAAUUAAGCAAAUGUAGCAAAAGCGAAAGUCUGUUGUGAUGCCAAUUAAUAAUAAGGGGCUAUUUUAUUUGUUUUAUUAUGGACUAACUAUUAUUCACAUUCUUCAUUUCUAUUGGCUCGCAAGAAGUCACAGGUCAAAGCUCACCUAGAUAAAGUUAGCAUGAAGUGAAGGUAACCAAUACGCAAAACAGAUGCAUCUUUUACAUACCACGUCCUUUCCCUUUCAGUGAAUUGGCUUUUCUAAUCCAGAAAAGCAUAUAGUUUUCAGAUGGAUCAAAUAUUGCUUUUGCAAGUGUUAAAAAAUUGUAAAUGGUACACCUAAACCCUAGAUGUUGUUCGGUUACUGCUGGUUGCCAUGGGUUUCCUGGUAGUGCCAAGGUAGUACGAUAUCUGAACAAGCUAGCUACAGCUAGCUUCAGAACAUAUAUACAUGUAAAACAACCAAUUCAGAAUGAAACGUCUUCUGCUGCCAAUUUUAUGAGCCUGAAGUUUUGAUGCAUCAAAAUAGAACUUGGGAAACACCGCCCCUCACUCCUAUUGGUGGUCAAAAAAUUGCUACGCUUCUCAUUUGCAUGAAGUUAAACUUUGCUCAUUUUUGUCGUAUCGCUCACCUCCUUACUCUGCGUCACCAGUGAUCACUUUGCAUUAAAAGAGACAUAGCAUUUACAAUUAUACUGAGAACGAGAAACUUGGGAAAUCUUAAAUGCUAUGACUAAACUGUAGAUGUUGGCAUCUCUGCCAUAGUUAACAGGAACACACAGAUUCAUUCUGAUUUUUCAUGUUUUGUUUUAAAAUUGCGAAAUGUAGCUAUGCAGCCAUUGACUACCAUCUGUGUUCGAUAACUAAGUUCUUGGUGGUGAAGUCAGACUUCUGGACCUGACUGUAGUUUUCUCUGUUUCUCACUCCUACGUCGAGAGAGAGAGGAGAAAUAAAAUGUGGACAUUAAAGAGACUUAUCUCUCUUUCCGUUUGCCUCUUGAUCUCUUUUCAUCUCUCUCGUCCACAGCUGCCGUUAUGCACGAGGCGACUCUGUUUACCACAAACCACAAUAAAACACAACAACCUCAGUUUCUGAAUUUUUCCAUCAAAUGUAUCUGUUGCAAUACCAUUUCUAUAAAUGCUGUUUUUUAUAUAUAUUUGUUAUGUAUCUAUUAUAUACAGGUUGUAAGUUAUUACUGUUUAUUAGUAUAUAAGCAUGAGUACCUGUGAUAUUAAUAUAUUUCCUUGUAAAUGUUCUGUAUGGGAAACACAUGCAUCUAUGUAAGUAUGUAACUAUGUAUAUAUUUAUAGGAUUACAAAACACUCAUACGUGGCCUCCGAGAGGCGCCGACUUGCGUCUGGUGGUCAGGAGUCUGGAUUGUGUGUGAAUGUGUGUGUGUUGUAGACUCUAUCUGGUGAUUCAUUGCAUGGCUGCAUCAGUGUCUAUGUGUGUGUGUGUGUGUGUGUGUGUGUGUGUGGAAGAAUUUCACUUAGUGCCUGCAAAAAACCAACAACUUUUCUAAAAAUCUUUGUUUACUGAGAUUUAUAGAGUUCUAUUUGACUUGGACUUGUCAUUUCGACAGAAUAAAAGACCAUGUAAUUAAAAAAAUAUAUAAAGGCAUUAAUAAAUAAUGAAGUGAA